Molecule: messenger RNA, 627 nt
Organism: Endocarpon pusillum Z07020
Lineage: Eukaryota; Fungi; Ascomycota; Eurotiomycetes; Verrucariales; Verrucariaceae
Exons: 1
Coding region: 1-627 (208 amino acids)
Source: RefSeq, a predicted model, not a curated record
AUGAACCCCCAGGACUUGAGCUGCUGUUUCAAGAUCGACUUCAUUGAAGCGAAGCAACAUGCGCCUCCUCAGUCGUUCCCUAAUGGAGAUUACAAGCCGCCAGUCCAACCCGAUCAUUACACCCUGCGGGCCUCGACUGGGUGGUACCACUUGACGACAAAUAGUGUUACGCAGGAAUUUACACCACCCCCAAACAUGACCCAGGCUUAUUCGACCUCGGUAUUUUACGAUGGUGCCAAUACGAAACGCUUCCUCUUCCAUCCAGCAGACUGCCGAUUGGUCGACAUUUCAAACAUUGAGCGUGAGGCAGCCGGAGACAUGUGGGGAUGGCGGAAACUUUGUUUUACAGAGAAAGACGCAAACCACAGCGUCCUGGACCAUGAUGGCGAAUACGAUUCGUUGUGCGGUGGUGGAGGAUCCUACGUUCCGCACCUCUUGCCACCCUGUUACAAGUCAGAGGUGAACAACAAUCAUUGCGGGCUCUCGGGGAAAAUGAGUCUCUUGCUAGCUCUGACAGCAUUUUCAUGCGCUCAACCCAACGUGAUAUACGCGAUUAAACACAGACUCAACAUCAGAGAGAGGAGAUGGGACCACGUCGGUAACUUGGGCAAUGGGUGUAAAGUCUAA